CUCUUGCAUGUUCCAAUAUCAACCACUGCUGUCAAGCUUUUAGGUAUAGAAGUAUUUGGUAGAAGUUUUCGGGACAGGUUUGACAGAGCCCCAGCUCGCAGUCCCGUUCGGGGCCGACAUGGCGGAGCAGGAUGCAAGCGUAGAGCCCAGCUCAAGGCCCGCGCGGAAGUAUGAACGGGAUGAGCUUAUGGAUAUUGGGCGGAAGUGCGAAGGCAAGCCGCUGCCCAAGGGCGUGAGCCUUGCAGAGCUCAGCCUCAUCGACCCCGCCACCAUUGACUCCGAGCGGUCCUCCUUCGAGAGGAGCUUCUCCACGGGCACGGGCGACGAUGGGCCCAGCUUCAAGCCCGCAUGGGCGAAGGGGCUGCGUGGGGGAGAUGGCCCUGCGAGGCCUGCGUACCCAGUGCCCAUCCGCAGCAAGCUCGUGGACAUACCGGGCGGCGACGAUGAAACCCCGGCUCGCUCCAGCAUGGAGCGCAAUGGCAGCCUGCCGCAGCCGCAGCGCGGCACCGCCUGGGGCCGCGGCGCUGACGACCGCCUGGGCACCAGCUUUAAUGAGCGCGAGCCGCGCGACCGCGAGCCGCGUGGCGGCCGCGAAGCGUGGGAGGUGGCGCGCUCGCCGACUGGGCCACCCGGCCUGGCUGAGCGCGGAGGGCUCACCGCCCGCGGUGGCGGCCGCUGGGGCCCUGAGCGCGAGAAGGAGCCUGGCGCCGCCUGGGGCCGCAGGGACGACAGGUGGCGCGGCGAGGAUGGCGAGCGCCCCCGGGGCCCUGAGCGCGACCGCGAUACCCCGUUCGCCGCAGCGCGGGAGCGUGAGCCCCCGGCCCGCGACGGCGCCGGGACGGACCGUGACCGUGGCGGCGACCGCUGGGGCCGCCGCGAGGGCGAUGAAGACGGUGGCGGCGGCCGCUGGACAGACCGGCGGCGUAACGAGCCGCCGCCGCCGCCUCGCGGCCACUACGGCGAGCGCGACUACCAGCGUGACCACCAUGGUGGCCACGACCCGGAGUGGAUGGCUGAGGAGGCUGAGAGCCGGCGCCCGCCGGGCGGCCGCGACGACCGCGGCCCGCCGGGCGGCGGCCGCCUCGCUGGCGGUGGUGGUGGCGGUGGCGGAGGUGGAGGUGGCGGCGGGCGGCUCACUGCCGCCGACGUGGAGCGCGAGCGUCAGGCAUUCCGCGCCAUGGCCAACAAGGAGAAGGACGCGGCCAAGCCCAAGCACGGGCUGUUUGACGUGGAGGAGAUUGAUCUGGACGAGCUGCGGGAGGACGACGACGACCACCACGGGCGCGGCCACGGCCACGGCAAGCCCGGGCAGCAGCAGCAGCCGGCCGGGCCCAUGCGCGGUGCCAUGGGUGUGGAGGAGCUGGAGCGGCGCAUGGCGGGUGGGCCGGGUGGACCGAACACGCCAGCCAAGCCGGUGGCUCCACCGCCGGGCUUUGGCGGUGCUCCCACAACAACACCGCCGCCGGGCUUCGGGCCCGUUGCUGCAGCAGCUGGGCCCGCGCCCCCUGCUGGUGGCGGUGGCGGUGGCGCUGCUCCCGGUGGCGGCGGCGGCGGUCUGGGAGCCCUCCUGGGUGGCGGCGGCGGCGGCGGCGGCAGUGGCAACGCUGCUGGCAAGGCGCUGCUUGGAAUGCUGAAGAAGACCAGCGACGCAGCAGCGCCUGCUACCGCGCCACCGGCGCCUACACCCAUCGCGGUUCCGCUGCAGCAGCCUCCUGCGCAGGCUGCUCCUGCGGGCAGUGCGCCUGAGCAGGGCUCCGCACCCACGGCUCCACAGGCUCAGCAGCAGCAGCAGCCGGCUGCGCCGACCGCCGGAGGCCCCGCCAUGGACGCGAACGCUGCGCCAAAGCCAACGCUGCCAGGCAUCCCGCUCAUGCCGCUCGUGUCGUCCAUACCGGAGGGCGUCCGCAACGCGUUCGGGGAACCUGGUGGCGGCGGCAUGGGCGGUGGCGCUGGUGGUGGCGGCUUCGGGCCAUCGCCAGGAUUGGGCGGCCCACCGCAGGGUGGCCCUGCGGGCGGAGGCUUUGGAGGCGGUCUUAGCAGCAUCUGGGGAACACCAUCGUUAUUCCCCCAGCCUAACAAGCCGGACGGUGCUGCGGCCCCGCCGGCAGCUGGUCCCGCGCCCUCGCCCGCUGGUGCGCCGCCGACUGCCGCCGCGUCAGCAUCGUCGGGUGCUGCGCCGGCCCCCCCGCGCCCUGCCGGUGCCAACCAGCUGCCACCCCAGCUGCAAGCGCUAUUUGCGCCCACUCCCAACGCGCAGCAGCAGGGCCAACCGCAGCAGCAGCAACAACUACAGGGUCAACCCCAGCAGCAGGGACAGCAGCAGGGCAUCAACAUCCGGAGCCUGCCGGAGUCGCACCCGCUGCACGCGCUGUUCACUCGGGCGUCGCAGGGCAACAAGCCCGGGGCCGGUCCUGGGCCAGCACCUGGCCAGCAGCCUCCUCCCGCGGGGCCGCCACCUGGCCAGCAACAGCAGCAGCAGCCGGGAGCGCCGCCCAUGCCUGGCAUCACUGGGCAGGCAGGACCUAAUGACCCACUGGCGAUGCUGCUGGGCCAGCUCGGUCGCAACCAGCCCGGCCAGGGCCCGCCACCGCAGCAGCACCAACAGCAGCCGGGUGCUGGCAUGCCACCGCCAGGCAUGCCGGGCUUCCCGCCUGGCAUGGGCCACAUGGGCAUGCCGCCCCCGCCCGGCAUGCCCCCCGGCAUGCCACCCUUCUUCCCUCCCGGCCCCGGCCAGCCGCCCAUGCCCGGCACUCGGCCGACCUUUGGCCCUGGGCCCGGCCAGCAGCAGCAGCAGCAGCCUCUGCAGCAGCUGCAGCAACAACUGCAGCAGCUGCAGAUGGGGCCGCCGGGUGGGCAAGGCGUGUCGCCGCAUGCGAUGCCGCCGGGCGGCUUCAUGCACAUGCCAGGCCAGGGCCCGCCACCGCCCGGCGGCCCCGGCCAGGUGCAGCCGCAACAGCAGCAGCAGCCUGGAGGCCAGGGUGCUAACAUGGUGUCGCAGCUGCAGCAGAUGCUGCAACAGGCACAACACCAACACCAGCAGCAGCAGCAACAGCAGCAGUCUCAGGCGCUCACUCAACAGCAGCAACAACAGCAGGCGGGCGCAAACCUGCUGCAGCAGCUCAUGGCGGGUGCGGGUGGCGCCAAUGCCGGCGCGCCUCCCCAGGGAGGCAUGAACAACGCCUUCCUGCAGCAGCUGCAAGGCAUGCAGGGCGGUGCACGGCCGCCGCCCGGCAUGCCCGGGGCUCCGCCGCAGCAGCGGCCGCCUAUGAUGUCGGGCGGCUUCCCGAUGCCGCCCAUGCCGGGGGGCCCCGGCGGCUUUCCGCCGCCCGCCGGCGCCUGGCCGCCUGGCGUCAAUCCCGCUCUGGCGGCGGCUGCAGCCGCAGCUGCAGCAGCGGCUGGCGGUGGCGCUCGUCCGCCGGGGAUGCAAGGAAUACCCCCGCCGGGCAUGGUGGGUGGUGCGCCUGGUGGCGUGGGUGGCACCUCAGACCUGGCGCGCAUUCUCAAUGCCGCGGCGGCGCUGCAGGCGGCCGGCGGCGGGCAGGGGCGUAUGCCCGGAAUGUCGGGACCGCCGGCGCCGGGCGGCGCGAUGCCAGGCAGCGACCUGGAGCGUCUGCUGCAGAUGCAGGCGGCGGCGGGGCGCGGCCAGGCGCCUCGGUAGGCAGCCGCGCAACGUGCAGGACAUUGUAGGAACGUUGGCAGCACCGCGCCGGGCGCAGAGCCACUGAGGUCGCGUCAGCGGCAGGUCUGAAGGGUAGUUCGCAACUGGUACCACGCCAGGCAAAGGCCCGGCCCGGCAAGUUCUUUCAGCUGUUGCUGGCCUUUUCCAUGUGUAAAUGUCGUUUAGUGCGCGUGUGUAGGGGGUGCAGGACAAACGCCUGUAAGCUCGUCCUGACGGCUGUUACGUCCUGGGCGCUUGCUUUCGUGAGAUGUCAGGGCACUGACAGAAGGGAUGUAGCGAUGAGUUCAGUGCGUUAUGAGGGUGUUGGAUUCGUAUAUGCUGGUUGUCCAUGGGGCUGCAGACAAUAGCAGGCGGCAGAGUAGCAAGGUGUCUGGGAUGCGCUGUGGUGAAUUGGAUAAGGUUGGGGGCGAAAUGACAUACCGGUACUUCAACAGGCACUGUCUGAUAUGAGCACCAGAACUUGGGGAGCAAUGAGCUGGGUGUGGACUCGCUUGAUGGCAGGAUGCCAUGGGCGUGCAUGUAGUCUGCAACCAUGUACCAUAGGGUAACAUGUACAUUUA
Chlamydomonas reinhardtii is the source of this 4239-nucleotide messenger RNA. RefSeq lists its product as uncharacterized. Gene Ontology annotation, molecular function: RNA polymerase II cis-regulatory region sequence-specific DNA binding. Gene Ontology annotation, biological process: regulation of transcription by RNA polymerase II. The record is from RefSeq and is a predicted model, not a curated record. NCBI's taxonomy places the organism in Eukaryota, Viridiplantae, Chlorophyta, Chlorophyceae, Chlamydomonadales, Chlamydomonadaceae. The transcript is spliced from 10 exons. The coding region runs from base 119 to 3658 and encodes 1179 amino acids. Gene Ontology annotation, cellular component: NURF complex.